Mytilus trossulus (common blue mussel) is the source of this 5190-nucleotide messenger RNA. RefSeq names its product ubiquitin carboxyl-terminal hydrolase 46-like. The coding region runs from base 92 to 1153 and encodes 353 amino acids. Gene Ontology annotation, molecular function: cysteine-type deubiquitinase activity. Lineage: Eukaryota; Metazoa; Mollusca; Bivalvia; Mytilida; Mytilidae. The record is from RefSeq and is a predicted model, not a curated record. The transcript is spliced from 9 exons. Gene Ontology annotation, biological process: protein deubiquitination. Gene Ontology annotation, cellular component: cytosol; nucleus.
AUUGGUUUAAAAUUAGAAUAUCUAGAUUUCAAAAUGGACGUCAGAUUUGUUGACUUGAGUCUGCAAGUUUAAAUUAUAUGAUUUUUCCCGAAUGAAGAUGGGGAAUAAUCCUUCACAGCUGGAGAAAGAAAUAGGUACAGAACAGUUACCAGCCAAUGAACAUUACUUUGGUCUGGUCAAUUUUGGUAACACAUGUUAUGGUAACUCUGUGCUGCAAGCUUUGUAUUUUUGUCGACCAUUCCGAGAGAAAGUUUUACAGUUUAAACAACACCAGAAGAAUAAUAAGAAAGAGACAUUAUUGACUUGUCUGGCUGAUCUUUUCUAUAGUAUCGCUACACAGAAGAAAAAAGUGGGAACCAUUGCACCAAAAAAAUUUAUCACAAGACUGAGAAAAGAGUAUGAAUUAUUUGAUAAUUAUAUGCAGCAGGAUGCACAUGAAUUCUUGAAUUACUUGUUAAACAGAGUAUCAGAGCUGUUACAAGCAGAGAAACAAGGCAACAAACCAAAGUCUGUGAAUAACCCAGAGAUUCAGAGUAAACCAGAACCUACCUGGGUGGAGGAAUUAUUCCAGGGGACCUUUACAAACGAGACAAGGUGUCUUAAUUGUGAAACAGUUAGCAGCAAAGAUGAAGACUUUUUAGAUCUUUCUGUAGAUGUAGAACAAAAUACCUCAAUCACACAUUGUCUUAGAGGAUUCAGUAGUACUGAGACACUGUGUGCAGAACAGAAGUAUUACUGUGAAGUAUGCUGUAGUAAACAGGAAGCACAGAAAAGAAUGAGAGUAAAAAAACUGCCACAGAUAUUAGCCUUACAUUUAAAACGCUUUAAAUACAUGGAACAGAUGAACAGAUUUACAAAACUUUCAUACAGAGUUGUCUUUCCAUUAGAAUUACGAUUAUUUAAUACAUCAGAUGAUGCUUUUAACCCUGAUAGAAUGUAUGACCUUGUUGCCGUGGUGAUACACAUAGGUAGCAGUUUAAACAGAGGUCAUUAUAUCAGUAUUGUUAAAAGUGAUGGAUUCUGGUUAUUGUUUGACGAUGAUAUUGUUGAUAAAAUUGACCCCUCUACAAUAGAAGACUUUUAUGGACUGCCAUCAGAUCUACAGAAAAAUUCAGAGACAGGAUAUAUUUUGUUUUAUCAAUCAAGAGAAUGAAUAAAUUAAUACAUUCUUGUACAGAUUUCUGAUAACUUUUUAUGAAUGAAAGGAUCUGGGAUUGAAAGACAGCUGUGUCUCUUAUGUUGCAAUUAGAAAUAACUUAUUUGGAUGAAAAUAAUGCUUUUUCAUCACAAUGGAAAAUGUGACAGUAUUUCAGUUAGUAAGAGUAUUCGGGAUUUAUUUCUUGCAAUGAUUUUAAAAUUGCAAUAAAUAAUCUAUAAAACAACUAUUAUUUAUUUAUUAACUCUCAUUGUCUGAUAGAUAUAACAUGAAACACACUCUAUUUUCUUUUUCUCUGAUAUUUCCACUUUCUAUUUAUGUGAUGUUAAUACAAAUAUAAAAUCGUAUGGAAUUGAAAUUUGUAAAAUAGAAAAAAAAAGUUAUCCUUUAAAAAUAGAGUUAAAUCAUGAUAUAAUCUGGACCCAAUUGUGUUGUUACCCCACUGUGAUGUCAUUACUGAUAUUGGACCAAAAAAACAUAUUACAUUUUGUUUUCUGCAUGUAUUAAAGUGAAAUAUAAAUGUUUGACUGACAUCAGCAUGGUCUUGUGUUUUAAAUAAUGUUUUCAGUGUUGUUGUUUCUCAUAUUCAAAUAUCAAAAAUAUUUAAAACAUAUGACCUUGAAAUAUGACAAGGAUGGCCGUUACUAUUUACAUGUAGGAAGUUUAGAGUAAUGAGCCAUGAAAAAAUAUGAGAGAUUUAUGAUUGUUAUUCCAGCAUAUGCUGUAUACAAAAACAUCUUAAAAAUUAAAAAUGCAGAGUUUAUAGUUUUUCUAAUGCUAUUGGAUCUGAAAUUCCACACUAAUAAAAACAUCUUGUAAAAUCUUAAUUUACAGUGGUUUAUAUCCAAGAGACUGCGGAUCCAUUAUGUCUUGUAUAUUUCUGAAGGUAUUAUUUUAAAGAUUGCAAUUCUUUGUGAGACUCCAAAUCAUAUGGCUAAAUCAUGCCUCUUCUUUUAUUGAAAAAAAUUAAAUCAUGAUAUUUGAAUGUGCAAUUUUAGAUUUUAUGCAAAACAUUUUAGUCUUGCAAUUCUUAAAAAUUUGCUAGAACUAUUUAGAUAUAGGAGAGAUACAUUUCAUUCUUUAUAUAGAAUUUUAUUUAUACUGCAUUCCAAUAAGAAUUUCUGAUUGGACCACCAGUAAAACAGUUGAAAUAUAUUUAGAUUAAUAAUUGUAUGGGUGGCUGGAAGAGUUGGAUGUACCUAAUAUUAAUAAUAAGUUAAAGCAGUAGUGAGAUUCUAAACACCUCCUCCUACCAUAAUGCAUAACAUUUUAAAUUUUAUUUCUUUGGGUGGGGAUCUUCGGGAAAAAUGUCUUAAUCCAUCACCUAUCCAUCUGUCCAUUUAAUUCUCAAAAAAGCCAUAACCCUAAACCAGAAUCUGUAUAUUCUUAAGUCUUUCAUUUCUUAAGAUAUUUUGUUAAGAACUUUAUUUAUUUUUAUUGUACAUAAUUAACAUAAAACCAGAAUUACUUAGAUAGACAUAAACAGACUAUUUUUACUUAUGAACACUGAAAAUAAUAUAUUACCAAUGCAUUUUGAAGAUCUGAAUAAUGCAGGAGUUAUUUCCCUUUAACCAGUCAUUUAUAUAUUUUGCAAUGCCUGUGGGUUUUCUUUCUUAUACAUUGUCAUCAUAAUUUUUUUUAUUAAAUAUGUGUUUAAAUUGUUACUGCAAUAUUCAUGAUGGUAUAUUUGUCUUUUCUAAUUGUAUAUUUUUUUUUUAAAGUUUCCUGGUUAAUGUAGGAUCAGCAUAUUUUCAGCCAUCCUUUUGUCUGGUAAUACAACUCUUUAUUAUUCAGAACUACCAUACCUGCCAACCUCUGAAACCUUUAAAGAUAGAGAUCUCCCCUCAGCUUUGACAGCCCAGGGAACGACUAAAUAGGAGGUUUGGCAGGUAUAAACUACCUUCACUUAAAACUGAAUAUUAAGCUUAGUGCCUUCAAUUUCUUAUUUAAAAAAAAAUAUGUUGAAGAAAGAAUCAUAUGGUGGUGCUAUGGCCCUAAGAAAAUACCCAAUUUGGAUGAUUUUCCCAUUUUUCAUCAAUUUACCUAUUUUUGGGCUAUUAUCAUGAAAAAAAAUCUCAGUUCCUCAAUUAAACUUUUGUUCAUACUUUCAAUAAAGGUGAAGUGGACCAAUCUGAAUAGAUUGAACUUUAAAAAAAAAUGUAGGUAGGGGGUUUAUAUAAAACAGUUUGACAUAUUUUGAUGCCUUUUUGUGUAAAAUUUACCAUGCUGUCAAUUUUGUAAAUUUGUGAUUUAUCUGAGUGCAUUUUAUUUCAACUUUUUUGUUUUAAUGAUUGAAAACAUACAUAUCUUAAGAAAUUUGAAAAGACAAAAAUGAUAUGGGAUGUACAUGAUUCUUGUAAAAUCAUUAUUUGUACCCCUCACACAUUUGCUAAAAAAAAUUCUAAAAAGACUGACUUGAUUGGUUGUGAAAUUUGAAAACUGGAUAACCUAAAAACUGUUUAUUGUAAAUACACAAUUUUUUCACAGAGUUAUGUUUGAUUAUAAUGUUUUUAAAAUUCAUUGAUAUUUUUCACUUGUAUCACAUGUUUCUGAAAUAAUUCCAGAACGAGAUUUCAACGAGACUGAAACGUCAGAAGACUACAUCCUUAAAGGAGUCACUCAAAAUAUUGUAUAUGAAAUGAAUUUCAUAUGAAAAUAUCUUUUGAGAAUUAUUUUUUCUUCUAUAUAUUUAUAGCUGUUAAGGAGAAUAAUCACAUUUUAGAUUGAAAUACAUUAAAUUUCUAUUCAAUAGACUUUACAAUUGUAAUUUAAUGGUUUUCUGACGAGCCUUCAGCAUUUACUGAGAUAGAAAAGACUGACAGGCUCUGAGUCCUGUUAGAUUAACAUUGCUUCCUGUGUGUAACAACUUCUUUUUUCAAUAAGAAAAAUAUAUAUAAGCUUGAUGACUUAUACAAAGAAUGGAAAUAUGACCAUGCUUAACAUUUGUCACUGAACAUAAAACCAGCAAUAUUCAAUCUCUCUUACACUAUUAAAUGUUAGACAAGCCAAUAACUGAAAUCAUGUAAUUUUGAUUUUUUGGCAUAGCAGCUUUUUAACAUACCUCAUUUUCUCAAGCCACACGCUUGAUAAGGAAUGCUAUUAAUUUUAAAAACAAUGUUACUUGAAGUUUAUAUAUUUCUAUGUUAAAUGUUUUGGCAUUUUUAACAAUGCAUUACAUAAUCAGCAUUAAAAUGCAUUACAUCUUAUAAUGUAAACUCUUUUUGUUUCCAAUUUUGACAUCAUCUUAUCAUUGUGAAAUAUUUUAAUGUACCUUUUUUUAAAUUCAACUACAUAUUUCUUUCCUUUGGAAUAUGCCUACAUGAGCAGACUUGUAACAUAUGUUAGUAUUUUACAAUCGUUUGAAAACAUAGUACAAAUGUAUAAAGAAUAUGCUUAUUUUUGGUAAAAAAAAACACCAUAUUUUAUACUCUUAUUUUUUUUUAACUAAUUUUUAAACUAAUGCAUAAAAAAGACAAUAGGAAUUGCCAAAAAUUGAAGGAAAACAGACCACACCACCCAUGAAACAGACAGCUCUAUAGAUAUACAAACAAUACCAACACUUAUGAACUACACAUUAAGCUUCAGAAAUAUGUCCUGAAGACACUUUUUUAGUUGGACCUAACUGCAAAGUAUUUGAUGAGGAUGUUAAAUAUUUACAAAUAAACUAAAAUUGUAUAAACUACCUAUUGAGCUAUUAAAAAAUAGAAAUCAUGGUAUAUAAUAUUAUUCUCAUAAUGUCCAGAUGUUAUGGUUUGAGAAACAGAAAUGAUAUGAUGAAAAGAAUUUAUAUUCAACUUUUCACAAGUUUGAAAAUUUCUUAAAUUUAUAUACUUUUCCGAGCACAAUAUGAACGUAUAUUGCCCUAUAUAUAAACAUGAAACUGUCAAUUUUCAGAUGUAACAUUAGAAUGUUGGGUACCAUUUGAAAAUAUAAAUGAAGUGGUUUGUCAUAUCUGUUGUUUUGUUAUUUGUUUACAUUUGUGUAAAUAUGAAGUCAUAAUUUUUAAGAAUAAAAUAAAUUUCAGUACAAAGAAA